Messenger RNA from Schistosoma guineensis, 1263 nucleotides. The record is from the annotation of a GenBank genome assembly. Lineage: Eukaryota; Metazoa; Platyhelminthes; Trematoda; Strigeidida; Schistosomatidae.
AUGACAGAGGUUCUACCGAUUUCUUUGGUGAAUUUCAAUGCAGAUAGUGGUUAUUUAGAAGGUCUAGCACGUGGAAUUAAGGGUGGACUUCUAAAGCAAGCUGAUUACCACGUGCUAGUACAGUGUGAAACAUUGGAUGACCUAAAGCUCCACCUGCAUGAUACUGACUAUGGGGAAUUUCUUGCCAAUGAACCUGGACCUUUGACUGUGGGGAUCAUUGAAGAAAGAAUUCGCGAAAAGUUUGUGUCUGAGUUCCGACACAUACGCAACCAAGCUGUAUACCCAUUAUCUUUAUUCUUGGAUUACAUCACAUACAGCUAUAUGAUUGAUAAUAUCGUGCUUCUGAUAACAGGGACUCUCCAUGGAAGACCGAUAUCUGAACUUAUGACUAAAUGCCACCCUCUUGGAACAUUUCUGGAAAUGGAAACCCUGAAUAUUGCAACUAACCCAGCUGAGUUAUACAAUGCUGUACUCGUGGACACGCCUCUAGCUCCAUUCUUUAUUGAUUGUAUUUCGGAGCAAGACUUAGAUGAACUUAAUAUAGAGAUAAUACGUAACACUUUAUACAGGGCGUAUAUUGAAGAUUUUUAUGCCUUCUGUAAGUCACUGGGUGGAAUUACUGCGGAGGUGAUGUGUGAGUUGUUGGCAUUUGAAGCUGACAGAAGGGCGUUUAUCAUAACAAUCAAUUCAUUCGGAACAGAACUCUCAAACGAAGAUAGAUCCAAACUUUAUCCUCGCUGCGGAAAACUUAACCCUGAGGGGCUUGUUCAGCUUGCUAAGGCUAACGAUUACGAACAAGUAAAAUCCGUUGCAAGGUACUAUUCGAUGACCGCAGGUGGUACGAAUAAUUUUCGUGAUCUCUAUAAUGUAUCUCUGCUAUUUGGUUUUGGAUUUGUAAGGGCUGCUCGAUAAUUGUCUAGAUAUUAUCUCAAACUUCUGGUUAACGGAAUAUUUAUCAUGUCAUUCAAUCGCAUUUUUAUGUUCGUACAUCAAUCUAUACUGUCCUCUAGCUAGAUUUAAUCGCAAAUGUGUUUUAGGAAUCCUGUAGAAACAUAAUUUAUACCUCUACAUCACGCCUUUUAUUUACCUUUGUUUAUCGUCGUCCAAUGGCUAAUAUCAUUUCUUGAUAUUUAAACAUACUGUUUUCAUUAUAGAUCUUACGUCAAAAUUAUGAUUCAGUACUAUCCCAGACAAGCCAAGAAAUUUGUCAUUUUCAAUAAUUGUUACUAUCUACAACAAUGCUGUAACUCAUUUUUACCAAUU